AUAUACACCCCGGGAAUGAUUUCUUCCCAGUGCCCCUGGCCACCGCUGCUGCUGCCCUCCUCCUGGACUUUCCGUCUCGUCGUAGGCUGUGAAGAAAAGAAACCGCCAACAUGUCGCACGAGAAGAGGAUGACGAUGAGCCGCAAGCAUCAUCUGAAGAGUGUGAUGCUGCAGAUUGCGGCGGGCUGGAUUGAACAGGAGAAGAAGGACAUUAUAGAAGCCAAGAAGGCCUACAUGGCCGAAGCGUGUCCCUCACCCAGCCUGAGCGGAGACCAGGCCGGCCUCAUGGACACCUGCAGGAAGCUGCACGCCCUCAUCGACAAAGUGGAUGAAGAGAGGUACGACCUGGUGACCAAAAUCGGCAAAGGUGAUAAAGAGAUCGACGACUUGAAGAUCAAAGUGGUCGACCUGGCCGGAGUGAAGAAACCCGCUCUGAAGAAAGUGCGUAUGUCCGCCGACGCCAUGCUGAAGGCUCUGCUGGGCUCCAAACAUACAGUCAACAUGGACCUCAGGGCCAACCUGAAGCAGGUGAAGAAGGAGGUGAAAGAGGAGCCUGCAGAGGCCGUCGGCGACUGGCGUAAGAACAUUGAGGACAAAGCCGACAGGAAGAAGAUGUUCGAGACUUCCUAAAGAAGUCAACUCUGCUCUUUCAGUUACUCGGGGCUGUUUCGCACUUUUUAUGGAAUUUAUGAAGUUUUUCAUUCAGUUGAAAUACCUUUUUGUUUCAUUAAAUCUGUAAGUUUCAGCUUGGUCUGUUAUUUUAAGUCAAGAUAGGGAAACAGCUCUUUAAUCUCAGCCUUCCCUCAAGUAUCAUACUUUUAUUCUGUAGUGUGACUUCCUGUUUCGCUCUGCGCUGAUGUUCACUCUUGACAACCUCCUGCUCUUAGUGUUUUUGUAAUAAAUGUAUUUUGUUUCUA
Messenger RNA from Seriola aureovittata, 916 nucleotides. RefSeq names its product troponin I, fast skeletal muscle-like. The transcript is spliced from 7 exons. Gene Ontology annotation, biological process: muscle contraction. Bases 111 to 629 code for a protein of 172 amino acids. NCBI's taxonomy places the organism in Eukaryota, Metazoa, Chordata, Actinopteri, Carangiformes, Carangidae. The record is from RefSeq and is a predicted model, not a curated record. Gene Ontology annotation, cellular component: troponin complex.